Messenger RNA from Cylicocyclus nassatus, 1278 nucleotides. The record is from the annotation of a GenBank genome assembly. Lineage: Eukaryota; Metazoa; Nematoda; Chromadorea; Rhabditida; Strongylidae.
AUGAGUGUCGGCGAUUUGUUGGAAGAUUCGCUCGACGUGUGCGACAGCAGUUCGGCCGAUUCCUUCACCAGUAUUCAGUUUCUAUUUCGUGCCUAUUUGAUGCCAAUUACGUACUUAUUCGGAAUUUUCGCAAACACUAUCAAUGUAAUAGUGUUUUCACAUAAAACGAUGCGAAGCCAGCCGGUGAACUGGUUCUUCCUCGUGCUUUCCAUCAGCGAUCUUACCGUACUGAUCGCCUCUUUCUUUGUCUUCUCAGUUCCCGUUUAUGCUGAAGUGGCAGAUGAUGUUGACAUGGCGCGGAACUCGGCCGUACUGAUCGUAUGGUUCUAUCCAUUGGCACAGACUGGGCUCACCAUGUCCGUGUAUCUAACUGUGUUGGUUUCCGUGCAUCGAUUUUUGGGUGUCUGUCAUCCGUUUUUGAUUCGAAGGGUCUCGAACAGCUCGGCAGUCAAAACAGUGAUUUUAUCAGCCGUAGCCUUCGCCUUCGUUUUCAAUACAUCUCGAUGGUUUGAACUGCAAUCAGUGCCUUGCUAUUCAAAACGACAUAAUAGAGAAUCACUAGUUGUCUACCCAACUGACUUCAUGCUGAACAGUAUCUAUACUGUAUUCUACCGUAAUGCAGCCUAUACGAUAGUGAUGUUCUUCUUGCCGUUUGCCGCUCUGACAUUUGUCAAUCUGCGAAUUAUUGGAACACUGAAAAGCUCUUACAAGAUGCGACGAAUGAUGACGAUGCUUCCAAAGAAGAAGCGAGACUCUAAAAAUCUCACAAUUGAUACGGUAGCCGUAUCACGAGCAGAUUCAUCAGCAACCAAUAUAACCACCCUGUUGGCUCCAAGUUCAACAAAUAUUUCGCACACUCCCGGAAGCGAACGAAAAGAAAACGGCGUGACGGUGAUGCUGGUUGCAAUCACUACAGAAUUUUUGUUAUUCAAUCUAUUGGCCUUUGCUAACAAUGUCCUGGAACUGACCGGUGCAUAUGGCCACUCACAAUUGGAAACAUUACUCGUUGAGGUUGCUGCUCUGCUCGUCAACAUCAACGGUGCUUCAACUAUUAUUAUUUACCUCAUAUUUGGUAGCAAAUACCGCGCACUUUUCGUGCAGCUUCUUGAAAGUGUUGGCAUCCACAAUUGCUUAAUAAGGAAGAAAUCGCUCUAUACUAGCCAAAGGCACUAUGAGACCACACAAUUGCUGGAUUCGAGGAAUGACGAUAGCAGGUGGAAGAGCCAGAGAUCAUGUGCCUACGAUAUGUCCGUGAAACCCAAGCGAAGUCAGACUUAA